Nematocida homosporus is the source of this 295-nucleotide messenger RNA. Its product is annotated as ubiquitin-large subunit ribosomal protein L40e. Gene Ontology annotation, molecular function: structural constituent of ribosome; protein tag activity; ubiquitin protein ligase binding. Gene Ontology annotation, cellular component: cytoplasm; ribosome; nucleus. The record is from RefSeq and is a predicted model, not a curated record. Gene Ontology annotation, biological process: translation; protein ubiquitination; modification-dependent protein catabolic process. NCBI's taxonomy places the organism in Eukaryota, Fungi, Microsporidia. The annotation marks the transcript as partial. The transcript has a single exon.
AGGAAUACCUCCCGAUCAACAAAGAUUGAUCUUUGCUGGUAAACAAUUGGAAGACGGCCGGACUUUAUCUGACUAUAACAUUCAGAAGGAAAGUACUAUUCACUUAGUACUACGCUUACGAGGAGGAACUAUUACUGAUACUGAUAGAGUAUUUGUGACUGAAAAAAGAACUCGUUUACUUAUUUGCCGUGGUUGCUACUCUCGUAAUAACAUUAGGGCUACUCACUGCCGCAAAGACUCUUGUGGACACUCGACUAACCUUAGGGCUAAGAAGAAGUUUAAGAAGACCAAGUAA